UGCAGUUCCCUCUUCUUCAAGGGAGAUGGAGAGUCUCCGGGGCCGGGUUAUGGAAUGACUGAUUCCCAUCUCGGGGUAAUCUGUGCGGAUUUCUGCUUCGAGAGGAUUUGAGAAACAUUCUCCAGAGACGGGCUUCAUGAGAUCUGCAAGGAACCGCAGGACUCCUAGCGCCGGAGUCAUAGAGCUUCAUGUUUUCUAUGUCCCAGCGGAAUUGUGGAACAGUAAGUUGAAUACAGUUUCCAACCAUGCCAUAAACAAGUUCAUCUCGGCAGGGUUCAUCAGGGUUUUACCUGAACUAAAUCUGAAAGCACUGAGGCAGCAGGUCGGAGACUUGCUUGGAGCUCGGACUGUCGAUGGUACCUUUGCUUUCCUGAAAUGUAUUGGAAGGAGUUUAGCAAUGGUUUCAGCAAAGCAAGAAUCAGAACUCAAAGUGAAGUCAUUUGCACCUCCUUAUGCUCCACAGCCAGAACUCUACUUGCUACCUGGAGUUGGCAGGAGGCAGCUACGUGAUCUGAUUCCAGUCGACAACCAGCAACUUUCGGAGGAUGUUCUAACGCAAUGUUCACAAGGAACACACGCAGCUCUGUUUGAGAAUAAAGCUACAGCAGAAUCAAAAUGUUCCAUCUGCACCUACCAAACUCAUGUUUCGAAGAGUCCAAAUGGAGACAACACCUACGUAAGCCAUCAAGGAGCACAGAGCACAAACAGGGUCACUGAUGCAACACUGAGGGAACAUAAAGUGAAUGAUUUUCCACACAAAGAUCAGCGCACCCAGAGCCCUGAGGGAAUGAGCAUCUACAAUCCACUCCAUCGGAAAUCGGCAAGCAUAAAGCCAGGAGAGAUCACUGAUUCAAGGGAACCUGAAACCAAUGGUUUUCUUCAAGAUACCCACAACACAAGGAGUCUGGAUAUAAACAGUACCUGGGAGCAGGAGAUACACUUCCUUCAAAACACCAGAGACAGCAAUCGGAAAAUAUACAAGAGUCAACAGCAGGAACAUCAGAUGCCGCAGCGAGAGAAAGAUAUUACAGCCAGCGGUGUUGCUCAGAUGGACAGUGGUCCAGUUGCAAAACAAGGCAGGAGUAACAGCACGGGCGAUUCCGGGCUAUCAGAAUCAUUGGAUGAGAAAGAUUUGGAAUAUUGCGAAAUCCAAAGAAAGAAGAGUCAGCAAGUAAAUCAGGGUCCAGCAUCGAUCAAUGAUGGACAGAGAACUGAUCAGAUGCAGAAUGAUGGUCAUUUGACAGUUAUGAAGAACUAUUCCCUGCCUCCUCCUCCACCUCCACCUCCACUAGAUCUCAACCUCAGAGCCCAAUUUGAGUCAGUCCCAACAGAGAAGGAGCAGCUGAUUGCCCAAAUAAAUGCAACAAAACAGGAGAGAAAAUGCCUUGAGAGGACAAGGGAAGAACUUGUAAAGAAAGCAAAAGGAUUAUUAGCACAGAAUCAAUUACGGAGGAACCAAGUUCGCAAUAGUUGGAAGAAGAAAUACUUUGAAUCGAAGAAGCUGACCGUUCCUCUGGAAGAAACAUCAUGCAAGUUGCGGAAGGAGCUGGAGGAGUAUUACCUGAAACUGCUGCACCACCUGGAGGCCCGGGACUUGAGAAAAAGGCCCAGAAAGUCAACUGGUGCUGGCAAUCCCAAAAACGAGUUAAUUAUUCAGAUCACAACACUCAAGCAUGAGAUUGAUCAGCUUUACAGGAGUGUGGAAAAUGCCAAAAUGAAGCUAAUUACUGAGAUAAAGCUAAGAAAGCAGACAACUACAGACCUCCGAGCUCUCCGUGCUGAAUUAGCACAGAAGAAGACCCAGUCAUCCUUAAAUCGCCUGCGUAAUGGCUCCGUACCUCACAGUUUGAAUGUUUUAGUGACUUAACCGAAAUGAGACUAUGUUGCCUUUGAUCUCAUAGCUGUCCCUGUGGGAUCUCACUGCAAAUAGUAUCCCUGUUUCCUGAUUUUAUUCGAAUGGUCCCACUUCAUAAACCGCUUCACUGCCCGUGAAGCACUUUGGGACCUCAUGAGGUUGUGAAAGAUGCUAUAUAAAUUCAUGUUCUUCCUUUGCCUCUGUCCGAUCUUGACAGGAGAAAUAUCAAAGUCACCUUACCACUCCUGAUUUACUUGCACGUUCCGAAAGACAGCCAGAUUUCUUCUGUUUUAACUGAUCUUUCAAUUUAUUUAAUGCAUACUCUUACACUGUAGAAGAUUAUGUUAUUGAUUCCCUAUUUGUAGCUGAUGAAACGCUAAUGCUAUUUUAUGCAAUUGUGUGACGGCACACUCAAAGACAGUGAGAAGUGGCCCACAUGAAGAUGGGUGAAAAAAAACCCACUAAGUUCCAAAGAGGAGAGGAGACCACAAUCCUUUUAUUUAAAAUGCAAUGUUUCAAGGAGACAACUCACCAGCAUCAUCUGAAGGGCAAUCAGCAAUGGGCAGUAAAUGUUGGGUCAGCAUCAAUAGUACAUUAUGUUUUAAAUGAAUCGUUAUCCUCUUUCUGACGUUAGUGUAGAUCAAUAACUAUAAUUUUGUCAAGUUGCAAAUUUAAUAAGUUGUGGGAAUGAAAGGCAAGCUUCGGCCCAUUGCAGCUUUACUGGCAUUUGGGAAAAGCGAGGACUCAUUCGGGAGAGUGGUUUUAUUUGGGGGGCGUUUUGUUUCACAAACUUGAAUUUUUUGAGGAAGUGCGAAGAUGAUUGUUUUUACUAGUGUGUCAGAAGUUGAGGGGGGCUGAGUGAAUAGAAAUAUAUCAAACUAAGAGAGGUGUGGAUAGUCGGAGUCUUUUUCCCGAGGGAGAAAUGUUAAAUACUGGGGGGUAUAGGUUUAUGGCAAGAGGGGCAGAGUUUAAAGGUGUGUGAAGGAAGCUUUUUUUUACACGGAUGGUGGUAGGUGCCUGAAAAGUGCUGAUGAAGGGCUUUUGCCCGAAAUGUC
This is a messenger RNA of Chiloscyllium plagiosum (whitespotted bambooshark), 2910 nucleotides long. RefSeq names its product spermatogenesis associated 1 (gene spata1). NCBI's taxonomy places the organism in Eukaryota, Metazoa, Chordata, Chondrichthyes, Orectolobiformes, Hemiscylliidae. The record is from RefSeq and is a predicted model, not a curated record.